Molecule: messenger RNA, 669 nt
Organism: Caenorhabditis briggsae
Lineage: Eukaryota; Metazoa; Nematoda; Chromadorea; Rhabditida; Rhabditidae
Exons: 4
Coding region: 1-669 (222 amino acids)
Biological process (GO): protein ubiquitination
Molecular function (GO): ubiquitin protein ligase activity
Source: RefSeq, a predicted model, not a curated record
AUGUGUCCCGUGUGUACUUACAUCUUUGGCACAGAGAAAAGAGCCAGAGUGUUACCGUGUUUGCACACGAUUUGCGAACAAUGCGUCACUACAAUUGUGAAAAUGGAAAGAGAUAAAGUGAUGGAGAGAGAUGGUCUUGACAAAGUUCCAGACGUGGACGUAAAAUGUCCUAUCUGUAGAAAAAAAGUUUUAGUUUGCAGUGUACAAUCUGCACGCUCUCUAAUGAAAAACCGAACUGUGAUGACGGCAGCUACAAUGCUCAAAGGAUGUGAUCUUUCGGAAGAGCCGGAGGUUCAACUUCCACUUAAACCCCGGCAUGGUAAUGCCACAUGCAAAACCCUUAAAAAGAGAUUCAAGGAACUGGAAGGAAAAUGCACAGAAUUGACGGCUCUAAAGAAGAGAGAAAACACGCUGCACGAAAGUUUAGAAGAAAAAGCUGCACUUCCUCUGAAAUGCCCAAAUUGUCAAAAGCGCUACAAGGACAACCCAAAGUUGAUCAGAUGUGGACACUCAGUUUGCACAGAUUGUUGGGAAGUUAUGAAAGCAGAGAAGGACGAUCGUAGUUUUGUUAAAUGCCCCACAUGCAAUUCGUUCAACAGAAUUCAUGAAAAAAGUGUUAAUUACUGCGUUAUGAACUCGAAAGACGAGUAUGUGAGAAAAUAUUUGUAA